Danaus chrysippus (African queen) is the source of this 1764-nucleotide messenger RNA. NCBI's taxonomy places the organism in Eukaryota, Metazoa, Arthropoda, Insecta, Lepidoptera, Nymphalidae. The record is from the annotation of a GenBank genome assembly.
AUGUCCAAUGUGCCGUUGGUUCGUCGAGCGAUUGCUGGUGCUUCAUUUGCUCAUACAUCCACUUCGAUUGAGGUCCCUUCAAUGAAUCCUGUAGGCGACCAUUGGACCCCAGCUGCCUUAGAACGAGCUGGCUCAACAUUAAAGGCUCUCCAUCGUAUGGCAAAACGUCCCCCAGUUCACAUCAUUUUCGAAGAUGUCGGAUACACUGUUAAUGCAAGCGAAGGUGAGAGGACAAUUCUUCACAACGUAUCAGGUGAAUUUCGGUCUGGGGAGUUAACUUGCAUACUCGGACCCUCAGGAGCUGGGAAAUCCACUUUAUUGAAUAUCCUCGCUGGAUCGACCGGUGUCAAUGGUAGAAUAACCGUGAACGGUCAAGCAAGGGAUAUGAGGGUGUUCAAAAAACUGAGCAGCUACAUCAUGCAGGAUGACAUAUUGCAGCCAAGGCUGACAGUCAGUGAAUCAUUGAAGAUAGCUGCGGACCUUAAAUUGGGUUCAGAACUAGGAAAAGCUGAAAAGGAACUCGUGGUGGAAGAAAUUCUACAAACUUUGGGACUAUGGGAUCAUAGAGACACUAUGUCACAAAGUCUCUCUGGUGGACAAUCAAAACGACUCUCAAUCGCCUUAGAACUGGUCAACAAUCCACCGAUUAUAUUCCUCGAUGAACCUACAACUGGUCUAGAUAUAGUAUCUAUACGUCAAUUGGUAGUCCUGCUUCGUCUCCUGUCACGUCAAGGCCGAACUAUCAUUUGUACGAUACAUCAACCAUCAGCAUCACUGUUUUCACUAUUCGAUCGAGUCUACGUUUUAUCACGAGGACUCUGCUGUUAUCAGGGUGCAGCACCCCUGCUAGUGCCAUAUCUGGCUGAAGUCGGUCAUGUUUGUCCAAAAACGCAUAAUCCAGCGGAUUUUGUGCUGGAAACUCUGGUUGGAAAUGUGGAAACAGCGGCACAAAUGUCAGAAUUAUGCCAAAAUGGUAAACUCUGUAGGACUAUAAACAAAAUGAUAAGAGAUGGGAGAAAACGGGAGUUACAUUCAUAUGAAUCAAUUCAAAGAAUAUUUACAGAGCACGUGGCGAAAGAACAACUGCAGAAAAUGAAUUUUCCAACAUCAUUCAUGACACAAUUUCUGAUUUUAAUUAAGAGAAUGUUUUUACAGAUGAGGAGGAAUUCGCUUAAUCUAUGGAUACAGCUGUUCCAUCAUAUUAUUGGAGCUCUGCUGAUGGGCGGUAUAUUCUUCCUCAUCGGAAACGAUGGAAACCAGCCCAUCGCCAAUUUCAAAUUCUGUCUUAGCUGCGUUGUAUUCUUCAUGUACACAUAUAUUAUGAUUCCUAUAUUAUUAUUUCCAACGGAAUUGAGGACGCUUCGUCGAGAGUACUUUAACCGUUGGUACAGCUUGAAAGCCUAUUACGCAGCUUUGACACUAUCUACAAUGCCAUUGCUAAUACUCCUGGGUACUUUAUUUAUAGCUAUCUGUUACACUAUGUCAGGACAAAUUUUGGAGUUCAAGCGCUUCGUGCUAUUCACAAUCACGGGGCUUUUAACUGGAAUAUGUUCUGAAGGCUUCGGCUUACUGGUCGGAUCCACGUUUAACGCAACUAACGGUUCGAUCGUUGGACCAGCGACUGUUGCUCCACUUCUGGCUUUAUGUUGCUACGGCCUAGGUUUUGGAUCUCACAUAGAAGCAUUCAUGAAAUUUCUUAUGUCGUUAUCUUAUUUACGUUAUUCAUUAAGUGGAUUCUGUUUAGCUUUGUAUCAAGUUAAAUGA